Schizosaccharomyces osmophilus is the source of this 2715-nucleotide messenger RNA. RefSeq names its product U3 snoRNP-associated protein Utp21 (gene utp21). Lineage: Eukaryota; Fungi; Ascomycota; Schizosaccharomycetes; Schizosaccharomycetales; Schizosaccharomycetaceae. Gene Ontology annotation, cellular component: Pwp2p-containing subcomplex of 90S preribosome; small-subunit processome. The transcript has 3 exons. Gene Ontology annotation, biological process: rRNA processing. Gene Ontology annotation, molecular function: protein binding. Bases 1 to 2715 code for a protein of 904 amino acids. The record is from RefSeq and is a predicted model, not a curated record.
AUGCCGUUUACUGAGAAGAAGAGAAAAACUCAAGAUAUUAACGUGAAACCAUUGAGGAAAUCGAGGAUUUUUGCGCCUUUUCGAUCCAUUGGCUAUGUUUCAAACCACAUACCUUUUGACAUUGAAGUUCGUGGUACUCACUUUCUAGUUUCAACAUGCGUUGGAAAUUCUUUUCAAACUUACGAUUGUGAACGACUCAAUCUUUUGUUUGUCGGUAAACAGCUGGAACGAGAGAUUUCUUGUCUAAAAUCAUACAAGGAUUUUAUGCUGGCUGGGUCUGGCUCUAAGCUUUUUGCUUAUAAGCGAGGCAAAAUUGUCUGGGAAAUAGAUUUGGAAUCGUCAGCUGGUGAGAUUGUGCAAUUGGAUGCUUUUGGUGAAUGGAUCAUUGCGACUAGCAGUACACGCCAUGUUCAUGUUUGGAAACAUGUUUCCAAAUACGAACUGCCAGAGUUACAUACGGUUUUUCAACCUACGGCCAAUGCGGACGUAACUGCAAUGAUUCAUCCUAGCACGUACUUGAAUAAAGUUCUAUUUGGAUUUUCUGAUGGCUCCUUCCAAUUAUGGAAUAUGAAAACGACAAAGUGUGUUUACAAAUUCAAUGAUUUGGCUGGCAAUGCCAUUACCUCUCUUGCUCAGGCUCCUGUAGUUGACGUCCUUGCCAUCGGUACUGCAAGUGGUCAAAUUUUGCUGUAUAAUAUAAGAAAUGCCACCAUUAUAAUGGAAUUUCGUCAAAGUGGCCGUGUCCUCUCCUCUUCCUUCCGAACGGACGGUGUACCGGUUUUGGCGACAUCGAAUCAUCAGGGAGACAUUUCCUUCUUCGAUUUAUCAAAACGUCGUGUCCAAAAUGUUGUCUAUGGAGCUCAUCAUGGUUCUAUUCCCAAACUUCAAUUCUUAAAUGGUCAGCCUUUGUUGGUUACUGCCGGUCCUGACAACUCUCUCAAGGAAUGGAUCUUUGACUCCAUGGAUGGUGCUCCCAGAGUCUUGCGUCUCCGCAAUGGCCAUUAUGAGCCUCCCUCUUACAUCCAAUUUUAUGGCCAAAGCGUCCAUUUCCUCCUUUCCGCUGCCACUGAUAAUACGCUACGUGCUAUCAGCCUUUUCCAAGAUAAUCAAACCGUUGAGCUAUCCCAGGGCUCCGUUACCUCGAAAGCGAAAAAAUUGAAUGUUCGUCCGGAUGAAUUAAAGCUUCCCGAAAUAAUUUCCAUGUCUUCUUCUAAUACCCGCGAAAAAUACUGGGAUAACAUCCUUACUGCUCAUAAGAAUCAUAAUGCUGCUCGUACCUGGAGCUGGAAAAACAAGACUUUAGGUCAGCAUGUUCUACCAACGACGGAUGGUACCCCUGUUCGCGCCGUUUGUGUUAGUUGCUGUGGUAAUUUCGGUAUGGUGGGUAGUUCCAAGGGCCUUGUAAACGUUUAUAACAUGCAAAGUGGUAUUUUGAGAAAAUCUUUUGGUCACGAACAGCAGAGCGGCAAGCCUGUAACAUCUAUUAUGGUUGACAACGUCAAUCGAGUUUUGGUUGCAUCCUCUUUGGAUGGUAAUUUGCGUUUCUGGGAUUUCAAUAAAGGGUCUCUGAUCAAUACUAUUGAUAUGGGCAGUUCUAUCACGAAUGCUAUUUACCAUCAUGCGUCCGAUCUCAUAGCUGUUAUCUGCGAUGACUUUGGCAUUCGCAUCGUCGAUGUUCAAACAAAAAAAAUCGUUCGUGAAUUAUGGGGCCACUCGAAUCGUUUGACUGACGUCGAUUUCUCCAACGAUGGACGCUGGUUAGUUACAGCAUCUUUAGAUGGAACUAUUCGUACUUGGGACUUGCCAACAGGCCACUUGAUUGAUGCAAUUACUACCGGUAGUGUAUGUACUGGCUUGUCUUUUGGACCUACCGGUGAUUAUUUGGCAACGUCUCACGUUGAUCAGAUUGGAAUCAGUUUAUGGACCAAUCUUUCAAUGUUUAAGCAUGUGUCUACGAAAUCGCUACGAUUGGAUGAUAUCACUGAGGUUUCUCUUCCAUCAAUUUCCGGCGAGAAGGGAACGUCGCUGGUACAAGCUGCCUUGAAUGCUGAAGAAGAUGAGGAAGAGGAUGAUGAUAUUUUAUACACCACAGCUGAUCAAAUUGACGGUCAGUUACAGACUCUCAGUAAACUUCCUCGAACACAAUGGCAGACUCUUGUGAGCAUGGAGUUGAUUAAAGCUCGUAAUGCUCCUAAAGAGGCACCUAAGGCACCUGAGAAGGCGCCGUUCUUUUUGCCGUCUCUGAAAGAACAAUCAGAGGGGCUUGUUUCAAAGCUUGAUGAAACAAAUAAUGACGAGCGAAACCGACCAAAAUUGGCUUCCUCAAUGCAAACCGUUACAACCAGAUUUUCCGAACUCUUGCAUGCUGCAGAUGAUGAUGUAUUCUUUGAAUAUUUAAAGACUCUGCCACCAGCUAAGACCGAUUUAGAAAUCCGCUCUCUGGAGGCAUACCCACCUUACGAAGAAUUCAUUUUAUUUAUCAAUAGCAUGACUUCCCGGUUAGCAAGCCGUCGGGACUUUGAGCUGGUACAGGCUUAUAUGGCAGUUUUCAUUAAAGCACAUGAAGAUGUUUUGUUGUCUUCAGAUGCUUUGGAAGAAAAAGAAAACGUUUUGAAUGCAUUGAAAACUUGGGAUGCUGUGCAAAAGGAAGAAAACAAUCGAUUGCUAGAUUUGGUUCAUUAUUGCUCUGGUGUCUUGAGUUUUAUGCGGACUUAG